This is a messenger RNA of Schizosaccharomyces osmophilus, 1206 nucleotides long. It is a transcript of the gene arb1, whose product is annotated as argonaute inhibitor protein 1. Gene Ontology annotation, biological process: regulatory ncRNA-mediated gene silencing. NCBI's taxonomy places the organism in Eukaryota, Fungi, Ascomycota, Schizosaccharomycetes, Schizosaccharomycetales, Schizosaccharomycetaceae. The record is from RefSeq and is a predicted model, not a curated record. The coding region runs from base 1 to 1206 and encodes 401 amino acids. Gene Ontology annotation, cellular component: ARC complex. The transcript has 4 exons.
AUGAAUGAAUUAGUGGAACAAGAGGAACAUAUAAAACCUCUUAAUCCUAUUCCGGAAAGCAGCAAUGCAAACGGGUCAUCAAAAAAAUCAGGAAAUGACAAGACGCAAGCAAAUAAACCGACUGGUUGGGAGGAGGAUUUUCAGGAGCCAGAAAUUAGUGUAGAGGAGAAAGCUGAAAUCCAAAAGCUUUAUAAUCUACGAAUGGAACAGUUCGUCCAAAAGUAUAGAAGAAAACGCAAAUGGAAUGACGCAACUCGAGUGCGACUUUUCACAAUGUAUCUUGCUGUGGGAGGUAUCUCGACUGGCCAAAAGCAAUUCACUGGAGGUCUUGAUUUGAAUGAAAGCGAUGAUGCUCAAGCUACUGCAAAUCAAACAGCCAUAGACUACAUUCAACACGAUGUAUUGAAUGACUAUGAAGUGGAUUUUGUUUGGGUAGUAGCAGUUUUUCUAUCUUCCCAUCUUCUUUACAGAGCUGGUGUUACAGAAGAACAUGAUCUAAAGAUGGCUUCUCAAUUAGUACAAAACUUUCUAAACAGUGUUCUUCACCACAAGGUAGUAGCUGAACAUGAAGGCAAUGUUCAAGCAGCGUUAGAUUUGGCAAUUCAGGCUGAAAAGGAGCUAAUCGAUGAUAAGAGGCUUUCCGUUUCUCUUCCAGGACUUCUACAAAGGGCUUUGUCUCAUUUUUUUGUUGAUAAUUAUAAAGGAUUAUGGGACAAUAUUGACGCUUAUGAUCAUUUUACUCCACCAUUAACCACAGAAGAAGGAAGAUAUGAGAAAAAUUUCACCAGAAACCAAAGUUAUCCUCUAUUUGAGUUAAAGGAGUUUCAACCUGACGCCCAUACUCGCUUUUCUACGGAGCAAGCAAGGUCAUACAUACAAAGAGUUUUAGGAUCCAAUGCACUCAAAGCGGAAACUCUGGAUCAAGAAUACUUAAUGGUAGAAUUGGUUUCCAAGGAAUUCAUCCAUGAUUACCAAAACAAUCCCUUAUGCAAAGCCAGGUUCUUAGUUUGGGAUCCUCCCGGAACAAGUUAUCCCCAACAAACCGAGAAGACAGAAGUAAACAUUCUCAUUGAACCAGAGCUAAUGGAACUAAUGGUUCUGAAAACACACCUGGAAGCAUCGUUUACCUUCCUAACUAACGGCAUAACGAUCAUGGAUACGGUUUUAGCGGUUUUACCUACAUUUUAUGAAGAACUUGAAGAAUAA